Messenger RNA from Trifolium pratense (red clover), 3448 nucleotides. Its product is annotated as F-box protein At1g78280. NCBI's taxonomy places the organism in Eukaryota, Viridiplantae, Streptophyta, Magnoliopsida, Fabales, Fabaceae. Gene Ontology annotation, molecular function: protein binding. Gene Ontology annotation, cellular component: cytoplasm. The record is from RefSeq and is a predicted model, not a curated record. The transcript is spliced from 16 exons. Bases 281 to 3238 code for a protein of 985 amino acids.
UUCCAAUUUUAUCUUUUAUAGACCAAAAAUAUUUCAAAAUCAAUUCUGCUUAAGUGGGGAAUCACUUUUUUGUUGAAUGGGGGGAAUAAUCACUUUUGUCUAUGCCAUAGAGGUGGCGUAGGAAUAACGGAAACUUCUCACACGGUCACGAAGCGCUUAAGAAAGAAAAAUAAACGCGGUUAAGCGCAGCGCAAAAGGCCACAAACAAAUACAUUCAUUCAACGCAAAACAACAAAGAGAACACUAAUUGAAAUUGAAAUUGAAGUUAGAUUUGCAUUUGAUGGAGUCUGAAGCUCACAUUCAAACUCAAAGAGAUCGCAGAACAGAUGCUCUUGGAGAUCUCCGAGUUCUUCCCGACGAAACCAUCUGCUCAAUUUUGGAACGACUCACUCCUCGAGAUGUUGCUCGCGUCGCUUGCGUUAGCAGUGUGAUGUAUAUACUAUCCAAUGAAGAACCAUUAUGGAUGACUCUAUGCCUAAGAGGAGCAUCUGGUUUUCUUCAAUACAAAGGCUCUUGGAAGAAAACUGCUCUGCAUAAUGAGAAUCUUCCAGAUAAGUACAAAGAGUUGCAUAGACCGCCUUUACAUUUUGAUGGAUUCAACUCUUUAUUUUUGUAUCGGAGGUUAUAUCGGUGUCAUACCACAUUGGAUACAUUUUAUACAGUCGGUGGAAAUGUGGAAAGAUUAAACGACAUCUCAUUGAAGGACUUCUAUAACGAGUAUGACAUGAAGAAACCGGUCAUGAUUAAUGGACUGGCGGAUACAUGGCCUGCUAGGCAUAAAUGGACAACUGAUCAGCUGUUACUAGACUAUGGAGACGUAGCGUUUAAAAUUUCUCAAAGGAGUUCCAAAAAGGUCUCCAUGAAGUUCAAGGAUUAUGUCUCCUACAUGGAAGUUCAACACGAUGAAGACCCAUUAUAUAUUUUUGACGAAAAGUUUGGCGAACAUGCACCUAGCUUAUUGAAGGAUUACUGUGUGCCUCAUCUUUUUCAAGAAGACUUCUUCGAUAUCUUAGAUACAGAUAAACGACCAUCCUAUAGGUGGCUCAUAAUUGGACCACAGAGAUCCGGUGCCUCUUGGCAUGUUGAUCCAGCUCUUACAAGUGCAUGGAAUACUCUUCUUUCUGGCCGUAAAAGGUGGGCAUUAUAUCCACCUGGAAAAGUGCCGUUAGGUGUGACGGUACAUGUUAAUGAAGAAGAUGGUGAUGUCAGUAUUGAGACACCAUCAUCACUGCAGUGGUGGCUAGAUUUUUAUCCUCUUCUUGCUGAUGAAGACAAGCCGAUUGAAUGUACACAACUUCCUGGAGAGACAAUUUAUGUUCCGAGUGGAUGGUGGCACUGUAUUUUAAAUUUGGAAACAACUAUUGCAGUCACACAGAAUUUUGUGAAUUCUAAUAACUUUGAGUUUGUAUGUUUGGAUAUGGCACCUGGUUAUCGUCAUAAAGGAGUUUGCCGUGUAGGUUUGCUUGCUCUUGAAGAAGAUGUUUAUGAAAAUGUCAUACCGAACAUGUCAUGUAAUGAAGAAAACUUAAGUUACUCUGAUUUAUCAAGGAAAGAGAAAAGAUCCAAAACUCUGAAAGAUGUAGAUGAUCUAUGUUUUGAAAGAGAAAUAAGCGGUGUAUCUAGAAGCUAUAAUUUAUGGAAAGGUGGAUUUUCUUAUGAUAUAAACUUCUUGUCCAUGUUUUUGGAUAAGGAUAGAGACCACUACAGUUCUGAGUGGAGCUCGGGCAACAGCAUUGGACAGCGAGAACUAAGAGAAUGGUUAUCCAAGCUUUGGAUUCAAAAGCCAGAUAUGAGAGAUCUAAUAUGGAAGGGAGCAUGUAUUGCACUAAAUGCGGACAAGUGGUUAGAAUGCUUGUCAAAAAUUUGUGCCUUCAACAAUCUGCCCCCUCCCACUGAUGACGAAAGGCUUCCUGUUGGUACGGGUAGCAAUCCUGUUUAUCUCGUGGGGAACAAUGUUGUUAAGAUUUUUGUUGAAGGAGGACUGGAAGCAUCACUUUAUGGUUUAGGCACAGAGCUAGAGUUUUAUACUCUGCUACUUGAAGCCGACUCGCCUCUCAGGAAACAUAUUCCUAGUGUUCUGGCCAGUGGGGUUGUUUAUCUUGAAGACGGAUCCUAUAACAAUUUAAGUUGGGAUGGAAAAGGAGUUCCCAACAUCAUUCUGAAGAGCAAUAUCAUCACAAACAAAUGUGAUGUUCAUGGUUUCCCAUUUGGGGUAUGGGGCAAGAAGCUGCUAGAGAAUAGGAAUGCUGGGAUUUCGGUGGACGGAUCAGUUAGUGUAGCCAACUCAAGCAUAUGGCCAUAUAUGAUAACUAAGCGAUGUGAAGGGAAUAUGUUUGCUGACUUAAGAGACAGAUUAUCAUGGGAAGAUACAACAAACUUGGCCUCCUUCUUGGGGGAGCAACUGCGCCACCUUCAUCUUUUGCCACAUCCACCUUUAAAUAAUUCAUUUAUAUCUGAUAUUGAACGUGAAUUAAGCUGGUCUGAUGCAAAUGGUUGUGUUGCAAAUGUUAAUGGUAAAUCAAACAAUGCAGCAGAAUGGGGAAUCUUCAUCAGAAUCUUAACAAAGAUGAGGAAGGAUGUCUCAAGCCGUUUGACCAAGUGGGGAGAUCCAAUUCCUAGCAAACUGAUUGAGAAAAUUGAUGAAUAUAUCCCAUCUGAUUUAUCUAAGCUGCUAAAUAUAAACGAGAAUUUCUCAAGUGGUGCCUCUAAACCUUGCUCCUGGAUACAUACUGACAUUAUGGAUGAUAAUAUUUACAUGGAACCAUCAUCGGUUUGCUCUACCUCCAGUGGGAAUACAGAAGAUGCUGUCCAGGCGGACAAUGGUUUAUCGAAUAACCAUGUUGGAGUGAAAUCCUGGUGUCCUAGUUACAUCCUUGAUUUCAGUGAUCUUUCUACCGGUGAUCCUAUUUUUGACUUAAUACCAAUUUAUUUGGACGUGUUUAGAGGCGAUUCAUAUCUCCUUAAGAAAUUUUUGGAAAGUUACAAACUUCCUUUUUCUUGCAACAUAUCUAAGUACGAGUCAGCAGAGGGUGGUCAAAAGUUUGGGCGACUUUCAUAUGUUGCUAUGUGUUAUUGUAUUUUACAUGAUGAUAAUGUCUUGGGAGCUAUUUUUAGCAUAUGGGAAGAACUGAAAUCAUCAGAGUCAUGGGAAGAAGUUGAGAUGACAGUGUGGGGAGAGCUGAACAACUACAAAGGCUUUCUUGACCAUUUGCUGCAUCGAAAUAUUUUCCGAGCCUGAACACACGUUAGAGCCCAGUGAUAAUACAUGCAUACGUACGUACGUACAAACAUUACCAUACAUGUUUAAAUUAUCUAGUAGCAAAAGAAAACUGAGAGAUAGAAAGAAGUUUAACAAUAAUCGGUUGCCUCUUUUUAUAAUUACAUUCUGUAUGUUUUAUAAUAAAGUGUAUGUCAGCGUAUAGUCGAUGGAGUUCGAAGAUAUUACACA